CCGAGAUACAGGCCGUUCAACGUCUUUUACCAAGCCAUCUGACGGUGCAUCAGUAUAUACACUAGAUGCCAUGGCCGAUGAUAUCGUUGGCCUCAUUAAACACCUCGAACUCGAAAGUAUCCAUCUCGUCGGCACCAGCUUGGGCGGGCCUCUCGCAUGGCAGACAGCAAGCCGGUUGCCUGGUGUUGUCCGAAGUUUAGCCCUUGUUUUCACGAGCCCAGUUGGGCGACAACAGCUUCCUAGUGAUGACUUGCCUCAGGUAAACUUGGAGGGGCAAUGGCUGCUGGCCGAGGCAUAUGAGAUUCCAGAUGACCGGGAUGAUGACGAAGGCUGGAUCGAAUCAUAUAUGCGCCUCGACCUUGCUCUUGCAACGCGGCCUCCUACGGAAGAGGAAAAGGCUGAAUCGAGACGGGAUUGUGAGAUCACAUAUUACCGCGAGAAAGAGAGCGGGACCAUGUGGACCAAGUAUAAUCACUCUGAUGCGUCUGGCGUGAGGUGGCCGCGCGAAUUGCUCAAGCAUAUUCGAUGCCCAACCGUUAUUAUUCACGCCGCAAAAGACCAGAUUUUCCCGCUUAAGCACGCAGAAGCUCUGAGAGAUGAUGUUGAUGGGGCAACGCUUGUCGUCCUCGAAGACUGUGGGCAUGAGAUACCACACCGCGUUCGUCAAAGGAUGGCGGAUGAGAUUCUUGCCAACGUGAAAAAGGGAGAGUAGACCGAAGCGUUGUUGCUCAUUAGUUACUGUUUCUGUGAUCUGGCAAAUCAGCCACCCUUGUAUUUGCUGUAUACCAGUUUUGCCUCAGCGUCAAUGGAAAUGCUUAACUGUAUAUAACGGUCAUAAGACAACAGAAUCUAUAGACAUGCCUAAUGUAACUAUGACACGUAGCAUCUCUCAACAUGAAGGGUAGCUAUAAGACAGUUUUAGUAGCGCAAGCCGACGGCCG
Trichoderma asperellum CBS 433.97 is the source of this 941-nucleotide messenger RNA. RefSeq lists its product as uncharacterized. NCBI's taxonomy places the organism in Eukaryota, Fungi, Ascomycota, Sordariomycetes, Hypocreales, Hypocreaceae. Gene Ontology annotation, biological process: glycerolipid catabolic process. Gene Ontology annotation, molecular function: triacylglycerol lipase activity. The record is from RefSeq and is a predicted model, not a curated record.